Molecule: messenger RNA, 2925 nt
Organism: Aspergillus nomiae NRRL 13137
Lineage: Eukaryota; Fungi; Ascomycota; Eurotiomycetes; Eurotiales; Aspergillaceae
Exons: 3
Coding region: 1-2925 (974 amino acids)
Source: RefSeq, a predicted model, not a curated record
AUGAAGCUCACCAAGGGAAAAAGACGACUCCCCUCAUGGCUCGAUCAUUUCAACGCUCACGAUCUGAAGGUGUUGUUUCGCUGUUGGGCCGCCGCAUGGGUGGCUGCACUGUUUAUGUUCAUCGGCCCUACGCUACACACGAUUGGAACAGAGACGUUCUUUGCCUGCAUCGUACUCUUUAUUCUGCCUCCCUCGGGAAUUCUGCUUAUUUUCCUUCUUGGGGAAUUUACUCUUCUUAUUGGCAUGAAUCUUGCCUGGGCAUGGGGAGUCAUUGUCAUGAAGGCAGCCCUAGCGGCCCGUUCAGCAUCAGAGACGCAGGCUCGAUUGAUCGCACUGCAACAGCAGGCGUCUACUCAGGCUAAUGCCUCUGGCCAGAGUAUUGCUAGCGAAACGCACAUCCUCGUAUUGAAUGGGUUCAUGCUAGAUGCUCCAGUGACUGCUGUCUUUUUUGUCCUAAUUUGUCUAUUUAUCUAUUUCAUGGCACGACUGCGAACAAGCAAUCCGAAAUUUGCUCUGCUGCAGAUCUACGCAAUCAUUAUCUCAGAUAUUUUUCUCACCCUUGGCCCAUCUCAACCGUCUUUCUACGGAACCCUCCCUGUCUCGCUAAUUAAAGCAGCAGCAGUUGGUGUUGGCCUUGGUUUUGUUGCAUCCAUACUGUUCUUCCCCCAAUCCACCUCUCACACCUUCUUUACUGCCAUGGAAGGGCUACUUAAACUUGCAAAGCAGCCAUUGGAAUUUACUAUAUCCAGCUUAGAGAAUGAUUCGGAAAAGCUGGAGGUCCAGGCUCUUCAAAAAGUGAAAGCAGAGAUUGUCGCAGCGUACAAAGCCAUGGAACUGGCGAUUGCGUUCCUGCCUCUAGACUGUUCAAUCGGUCGCUGGAGCGCUGAUGAUAUCAAAAGUUUGAGAGAUCCAAUACGCCAAACCAUGAUGUCGAGUUUAUCACUGCUUGAAUAUCAUACUGCACGGCUCGUCGGACAAAAGAGGCUACAAGGCCUCCUAGCAACUUCUGACGCAGAAGACACACUGGAUUAUCCAAACGAGCAGCGACCGCGCGAGGUCGGUCGCUAUCAGUUGAUGCAAAGUGCACAAUUCCUUCAAGCGCUACGGAGCCCCGAGAGUGAAGCCAUUCGCUCGGAGACCGUUGAGGUGUUGCGGCGAUCCACAAAAGAUAUUCUCCCUGCCUGCCUGGAUGCGAUCACGGCCAUCUCCGAGUGCAUACAUACGCAAAGCUCCGGGGUAUGGUUUACUCGGCCCUCAAAUGACAAACACGACCGACUUCUUCAUCGGUGUAGGACAUCGCUUGGGGCCCUUAAAUCGACUCGCUCCACCUUCACAACAGAGACUACGGAGCGAUUGCUCCAGUUCCACGCAGACCUGUUUGAGGAGACCAGUCAUCUGCAGACAUUUGGCAACCUUGCCAUCCAUCCCUUUCGAGGCGUCAUGUUUGGGAUGGUAUUCGAGACACAGAUACUGUUCGUGACUGAUGCUUUGGAGAAGCUUUUGGAACGAAUCAUCCAGCUAUGCCAGGGACGGACGAAAGAUAAGUUUUGGUUUCCCGUCGGAAUCAGGUAUGCGGCUGCGUGGGCUUUCAACGGAAAUGUUGUAGCUCCAAUUCCAGGCCAAUCGAAUGUCAUAGAUCCCAACAUUGUGGAUAAGCAAGCUAAAGAAGGCCAGAGACGCCUCCGAAUCAGUCGUGGAUAUGGAGUCAAACGUCGGACUGGACUGGCUAGAUGGAUCAUUGCCACACAUGAGUGGUUAUUCAACUCCGAUGGUUUAUAUGCUUUGAGAAUGGUCGUUCUUACAGUUGCUCUGGCGAUCCCUGCAGUCAUACCGUCUAGCGCAGGUUUCUAUUAUCGCGAGAAGGGUAUCUGGGGACUUAUAAUGGGUCAAACAACUCUGCUGGUCUACAUGGCAGACUUUACCUUCUCCAUGAUCAGUCGAACCAUUGGGACGGUGGUUGGCGGAGUGCUCGGGCUGCUGGUCUGGUAUGUUGGUUCUGCUAAUGGACCAGGAAAUCCAUAUGGACUGGCUGCCAUUUCGGCUGCUGUUCUAGCUGUUCUCAUGUGGGGACGUUUGUUCUUCAACCCUAGUCUUUUGCAAGCCACUAUAAUGAGCGCAGCAACAUGCAUUCUCAUUGUCGGAUACAGCUUUGAUGACACGCAUGUUGCGCAAUAUGGCAACCCGGGAUUUGGCUACAACGUCUUCUGGCACCGCCUUGCUCUCGUAUUGAUCGGCUUCGCAGCUGCUCUCAUCGUUCAACUAUUGCCUUUCCCACCAUCUGCAUCACGCCACAUAACCAAGACCCUAUCGAAUACUAUUCAGACACUUUCAGAUCACUACGCGCUUGUGCUCUCCUGCUGGAAUCAGUCGGAUAGCAAUGUUGGCUUAGUUGCAGGGAAAGUCUCCAUCGAAGUUGAUGAACUGCUCGCCUCGCUUGAGGGCUCCAUUGCCCUCCUACGCCUCGAAUUCUCCGGCUCACCAUUCGACAGUCAGAGCCUGGCCCAAAUAAAAUCAAUAUGUCAAGAGAUGAAUUGGGCGCUCGGGCGAUUGCUUUUCCUCUCCGUUUCGUUACCGGUCGAGCUUCAAGACCGGCUCGCACACCUUGCCGGCAUUCUUGACCAUCGUAACAUCGGAGAUAUCAUGGCUGUACUGAGCAUGGUUGAGCAAGUGCUCAAAACCGGCAAUGCUCUGCCAGAGGUGCUUCCAACUCCGUUGUUGAACCGGUGCCAUGAAUAUUGGCAGAAUAGUAGUCUGGAGAUAAUACAGUACAGAGAUCUGAUUCGGGACAAAAAUUAUCGGAAGUUUUGUGUGGCAGUGAGUUCUUAUUUGAAGUUUCUUUCCGCAAUUGAUGAGCUUGUGCUUGUUGUUAAGGGCCGUUUGGGAGAGUCUCAUAUUAUAAGCAAGGAGUUGCCAGAGGGCGUUUGA